AUGAAGUUAGAAGAAUCAUUGGAAGUCAAAAGAAAAGUUCUCGAUUAUAUACCUAAUGAUAUUUCUUUUGACAUUUUAUUGAAAUUGCCAGUGAAAUCAUUGAAGCGAUUUACAUGUGUAUGUCAUUUCUGGGCAUAUUUAUUUAAAAAUCCUCUAUUCAUGAAAAUGUACUGCACACAUUUUUUCUUAUCUAAAUACGAAUAUCAUCAUAAUUUUCGUCUCCUCUUAAAGCAGAGAGAAUAUUGGUAUGAAGAUAUUAGUGAUAUAUUUUUACUUUCUGGUAAAAAUUUUGAGAAUAAAGUCAAGUUAGAUUGGCCACCUCCGUUUCAGAUGUAUCGAGAAGAUACAUUUAUUCUUGGUUCUGCUGUUAAUGGCAUAAUUUGUAUUUAUCAAGGAAGUGGAUUUGGAAACACCAGUAGGAUUAACCAGGAGGUAGUACUGUGGAACCCAUCUACGAGAGAAUUUAAGGUCAUUCCCAGUGGCUCUUUUGAACGUACGAUUUUAAAAGCAUAUCCUCCUGGAUCUGUUUUUGAAGAUCUACCUAUAAUCCCUACCAUUAGUAAUAUUCAUGGUUUUGGUUAUGACCUUGUUACUAAUGACUAUAAGUUGAUUCGAUAUUUUUGUAUCGUUGAUUAUUACAAUAGUACAGAUCCAAAUGAAAAUACAUUAUGGCAAAUUUAUAGCCUCAAAAGUAAUUCUUGGAGGGAUCUUAAAAUUAAAAUGCCAAAUUACUCAUGGAAUAACAAGCUGACAGAUCAUAUUGGUGAUGCAAUAUACUUUCGUGGAAUGUGUCAUUGGUGGGGCUGUGAAGAUUAUUUUGGAGAAGUGAUGUUGGUAUCAUUUAACUUGGCUGAAGAAGUCGUUAUUACAACACCCACCAAACCUAUUUCUUGUGGAUUUUCUAAAUACAUGGUGGUGUUAAAUGAUUCAAUUGCUAUGAUCGAGGAUGAAAAUAUAUUUUAUUUUUCAAUAUUAAUUUUAGGUGAGAUUGGUGUCGCAGAAUCAUGGACGAGACUUUUUAGAAUUGGACCCCUAUCCGAUGUUAAUAAACCUAUUGGGGUUGGCAAGAAUGGUGAUAUAUUCUUAAAUAGAUAUUCCGAAAUAGAAAAUUUUAAUUUAGAUACAGAGAUGAUUGAAGAGAUUGGUUUUAGUGGAGAGUUCAACCAAAGUCAAAUAAUUAUUUAUAAUGAUAGUCUACUUCCUAUAGGAGGAAUACAUAGUUAAAUGUUUUUUUAGCUAAAAUUUCUAUUUAAUGAACAUUGAAUAGUAUAACAUU
Vicia villosa (hairy vetch) is the source of this 1276-nucleotide messenger RNA. RefSeq names its product F-box/kelch-repeat protein At3g06240-like. The record is from RefSeq and is a predicted model, not a curated record. Bases 1 to 1224 code for a protein of 407 amino acids. Lineage: Eukaryota; Viridiplantae; Streptophyta; Magnoliopsida; Fabales; Fabaceae. The transcript has a single exon. Gene Ontology annotation, molecular function: protein binding.